Messenger RNA from Cetraspora pellucida, 159 nucleotides. NCBI's taxonomy places the organism in Eukaryota, Fungi, Glomeromycota, Glomeromycetes, Diversisporales, Gigasporaceae. The record is from the annotation of a GenBank genome assembly.
AUGAAAAUGCUGGAUGAUGAAUUGGAUGAUGGUGAGCUGGAUGAUAAUGAGUUUAAUGAUGAUGAGCCCGAUGGUGAGUUGGACGAUGAUAAUUUGAAAGAUGAAAUUAAUGAUGAACUGGAAGACUUCGAGCUAGAUUAUUACGAUAAAUAUUAUUGA